Messenger RNA from Trichomonas vaginalis G3, 495 nucleotides. RefSeq names its product antigen BSP-related family. The transcript has a single exon. The record is from RefSeq and is a predicted model, not a curated record. Lineage: Eukaryota; Parabasalia; Trichomonadida; Trichomonadidae.
UUGCCAAGUUCAUUAACAACUAUUGGAGAUGGUUACUUCACAGAAUGCAUAUCGUUAACAGAAAUAACAAUCCCUCAAAGCCUCCAUAGACUGGAAAGUGGAACAUUUACAAGUUGUAUCAAUCUAAAAACAGUAAAUUGGCAUGAUAACAUUACAUACAUUGGCUGGUUCUGCUUCCAGAACUGUACAAGUCUCGUUGUCACAGAUUGUCCGAAAUAUAUGAAUGAAUUAGGUCAUAACGCGUUUUGUGGCUGCACAUCAUUGAAAACAAUCACAUUAUAUGAUGAAGUCGAGAUAAUUGAUGAUUACGCAUUUGCAGACUGCACAAACCUUCAAACAAUCAAUUUUACAAAUAAUUUGAUGACAAUUCACAAAUAUGCGUUUGAAAACUGCAAAUCACUGGUUAUCACAGAGAUUCCUGAUAAUGUUAUUACAAUUAGUGAAGGUGUUUUCAAAGGUUGCUCAUCAAUUACAAAAAUUAAAAUUUCAGAUUAA